AUGAAUUUAUUGGUAGCCAUUGAUUUUACUGCCUCAAAUGGUAAUGUCACAGAUCCAAACUCCCUCCACUACAACAAGCCAGGACAAAUGAAUCAAUAUGAGUCUGCCAUUUAUGCGGUGGGACAAAUUCUCAGCGAUUAUGACUAUGACAAGAGGUUCCCUUGUUUUGGGUAUGGUGGAUAUAUUAAUGGUACAACGUCACAUUGUUUUGCAUUGAAUGGAAAUCCUCAACAACCAGAGUGUUUGGGCGUUCCUGGAAUUUUGCAAGCAUACAGACAAGCUCUAAAUAAUGUUUCUCUAAGUGGACCAACGUUAUUUGCUAAUGUGAUUCAAACAGCAUGCCGUUACGCCUCACAGCCAAUUUCACAACAAAAUCAAGAAUAUUAUAUCUUGUUGAUUAUCACAGACGGAGCCAUCAACGACAUGGACGCGACUAUUGAUGAAAUUGUUAAAGCAAGCGAUUUACCACUUUCUAUCAUUAUUGUUGGUGUGGGCAAUGCCAAUUUCGAAUCCAUGGUCACUCUCGAUGGAGAUGAUGGAAGACUCAGAUCUACUCGUACUGGAAGAUAUGCAAGUAGAGACAUUGUACAAUUUGUUCCAUUUAACCAAUUCAGAAAUCAACCCUAUACCUAUCUUGCGAAAGAGGUUUUGGCUGAAAUUCCUCAACAAGUGACAAGUUUCAUGAAGAUGAAAAACAUUGUUCCAAAUCCAAGACUUGUCGUUCCUGAAUACGUUCCUCCCAUGACGAAUGAGGAAUUACCAAGAGGUUCCCUCUCAGAAAAUUACAACCCAAACCUUGCCACUCCACCAUCAUCGUCCUUCACCACUCUAAAUGCCACCUCAACAUCAACCUUAACACAGCAACCACCUUAUCCAACCAAUGUACAAUACAAGAUCUAA
Messenger RNA from Naegleria fowleri, 900 nucleotides. RefSeq lists its product as uncharacterized. Gene Ontology annotation, molecular function: calcium-dependent phospholipid binding. Bases 1 to 900 code for a protein of 299 amino acids. The record is from RefSeq and is a predicted model, not a curated record. The transcript is spliced from 2 exons. Lineage: Eukaryota; Heterolobosea; Eutetramitea; Acrasida; Naegleriidae. Gene Ontology annotation, biological process: cellular response to calcium ion. Gene Ontology annotation, cellular component: plasma membrane.